Molecule: messenger RNA, 4723 nt
Organism: Dalotia coriaria
Lineage: Eukaryota; Metazoa; Arthropoda; Insecta; Coleoptera; Staphylinidae
Product: ral GTPase-activating protein subunit beta
Exons: 14
Coding region: 143-4681 (1512 amino acids)
Biological process (GO): activation of GTPase activity; regulation of small GTPase mediated signal transduction
Molecular function (GO): GTPase activator activity
Source: RefSeq, a predicted model, not a curated record
UUUGACAAGUGCAACACGGAAACAGGCCACGGUUGCAAGUGCAAAUAAACACGUAAAACUAAACGACCACUCAUAGUAUUUGUCGAUUAUUUGAUAACGUCGAAUUGAUUAAAUGUGCAAGUAUUUAUAGAAAUCUGUACCCAUGAAUUUGGGUCUGUUUAAUCGAGUUAACCUGAAAGAUACUCCAGGUAACAAAGGCAUGUAUUCUGAAUGGACAUCACUAAGUCAACAGGUACAGAACUUUGGAGAUGCCGGCCACAGUGUGCUGGAGAAAUUCGGCAUUGCACCAAGCAAGGAAGUAACAAGUCAAAUUGUCAAACAACUUGCUAGCAACCUGGGCCACACUCAGGUGCCAGAGCCCAGCCUGCUAGUCACCGACCAUGAAGUGCAAUGGUGUAUGGAUGUCAUCUGUUACGGGCUAUCGCUGCCGCUUACCGAACACGACGCAAUAAAAGAUUGCGCGAAUAUCUACUGUGAAUGGCUGAGCGCACUUCUACCGGCGGAACCGCGCGUUUGCGUGCCAAAGCCGGUUGUCGACGAUCCGAAUGUGUACGCGCGGAAAAUCAUUCAGCAUUUUCAUUAUUUAUUUAUUCCUAGGAAGGGUGAAGACUGGGCUUUUAUUUAUCAGGAUAACUUGGGUAUUGACAUAAUAAAUCGCCAGGCAGUGGUCUGCCACAGAGUACUUCGAACCUUGCAGUUGAUCGCACAGGAAAGCAAAGUUCUCGAGCGUUCCACGUGGGAAUCUCUCUUGCUGUUUCUGCUGGCUAUUAAUGACACAUUGCUGGCUCCACCGACAGUAAAAGACGACGUCGCCGACCAACUCUGCGAGCGCAUUCUCAGCGUUCUCUUUGAAAUAUGGCUGCUUGCCUGCGUGCACAAUUUUCCAUCACCGCCGCUCUGGAAAACUCUGCGUGAAAGUUGCAUGAACUGGCGGCAUAGAAUCGCACUCGUCGAACAAUGGAAUCGCGUCAAUCUAGCACUUACUUCAAAACUGUUGUCGUUUAUGUAUGGACCAACUUUUCCAGAGUUAAAAAUCGGCGAAGAUGAUUUAAUACCGUCGGGAAUGACGGAUGACUGCAUUGCUCAGAGUUGGUACCGUUUUCUCAACACAAUUGGUAAUCCGGUUCAGUUGACCAAACCAGAUGUCAUCAGUCAGACGCAGAAGUUCAUGCAGUUUGCAUUGGGUAGUCCUGGUCCAUCCGUUGCCGAUCCCUGCCAACAUCCGUCUCUGCAAUCAUUGCCUUUGAUAUUUUUGAAGGCGAUGAAGGGCAUUGCGGGACAGGUGGACGCAUUCUUAGGUAUUGCGCAGCCGAUUUCCUGGGAGGCGAUGGUGAUGGGUGGCGGACCGGAUAAGGCGAAGGACGGUGGCGCUCAAGGUGGUGCUACGCCAUCGCCGACGCCGCCUACGCAACGCCGUCUUGCGAAAAGUUUCAGCGUCGCUCCUUCUUCCACUUCUAAGGGUGCGCCGAGGAUUUCGUUGAUGGGGGUGACAAGCAGUCGGGCAACUGCCAGCAUUCCAAGUUCAGUAUCUAGCAGUGGACCUUCAUCAACAUCCAGCUUACCAUCGUUAUCAUCAAUUGGAAGCGAAAACCGUAUUCCAUUAGCACCCGAUCGUCCAAAAUGCAACAGUAUUCUUCACUUAUUUGGCGAAUGGUUAUUCCAAGCCGCGUUUAUUGGCACUGAACUUACCCAAAGACAAAGUACCUCUGACAAACGACCAAGCUCCAUUGUAAUGGAACAGAAAACAUCGGUGAGUUCAAUGGGUUCCAUCAACGACCCAGAAAUACCGGCUAAUCUUACAAUUGACAAAUACGAGAGUGGUCGAGCGGAAGCACUAGGCACGCUAUGCCGUAUUAUGUGUUCGAAAAAAACCGGCGAAGAAAUACUGCCGGUUUAUUUGGCACGCUUUUAUCUCGCCGUACAACAAGGCCUCAAAGUGGCAGCACAACACAAGGAUUGUGGUGAGACGGUCAUUGCUAUUCUUAUGAAUUCAUCCGAUUUGUUCCGACUGGAUCUGGAUGGUGUUCGUAUACUUAUUCCGGACUAUAUUAACGCUUUGGAGAUUGUCCUCCCGGAUAAAAAUAUGAAAUUUGCGACAAAUGUGGCGAAGAACGAAUUGCGCAAGGCUUCAAUACAUCUACUUCUCUCUAUGUUGGUGUUACCUCUACACUUUCAAAAUAUUACCAUCAAGGAAUUAAUAAGCACUGGAUCUACUGAUAGGCCUACCACGUUCGGCCAAUUAAAACCGCGUUUGAUGAAUUUGGUAAUGAACGCACUACAAGUGGAGAAUGAUCCGCAAAAUACGCAUAUGCUGUUAGGCGGUUUGUUUUUGUGCGUGCAAGACGCGUCUGUUUACGAGAAGGUAGAGCAAGUUACCCAACCGUCAUCGGAGCAGACGACGAAUCUCUUAAGUUCGGUUUCGGACACGUCGAGUACCAUAAGCAGUUCGUAUUCAGACUCAUUUAUAAGUCCGGAUCUAUCCGAUAUCCAAACGCCAGAUUCCGCACACGGAUUGUUCGUUAGAGCGACUUAUUUAGUAUGUCAUCGAUUGAUUUCAUCAUGGAAAUCCGAUCUUAAUAUUUCACUAGCCGCUUUGGAGCUGCUGUCGGGUUUAGCAAGGAUUCACAUUAAAGAUUCUGAUGGUAAAAUAAAAGAUGCGUGUGUUAGAGCUGUAAAAUGGAUCUGCGAUUACAUUGUCCAACAAUGUUCGCGUCCCCCGCAAGCACAUUCCAAAGAUUUGCAUUCCACAAUCGUCGCUGCAUUCCAAUGCUGCCUUGUUUGGUUACUUGAGCAUCCGUAUCUUCUACAUGACAAAGAAUGUCUCACCAGAGUUCUUGAAGUAUCAGAGCUGGGCGUCUCCGGCACGAAAUCUGUAGGCAAACCAGGCGAAAAAAUCAAAAUGAAGGAAGAUAAAGAGUUGAAACCCGUUUCAAUGCGAGUGCGUGAUGCCGCCGAAAAUUUACUUACCUGUAUUCUGGAACAAGUCGGCUACUUUCCUAGCGAGUGUGGUCCUGAAUCCAUUAGCAGUCUGCUUGAUGAAGCUUUACUGUUACAACAUUGUAAUUCAUGGCCAAGCGGUUGCACAAAUCAAGAAAAGGCGGUUGAACGAUUCCGUUACUUUAUUUCGGAUAAUGUCAUGCUCGCGUUAUUAGAGGAACCGCUUGGUAAUGAUCAGGAUCCACAACCGACGGUGACGGUGCUAAUUCGGGGACCAUUUGGCAGACACGCAUGGACUAUGCAGUUGAGACAUCUUCCCCGUCAUAAAUCUGGAACGAAAUAUCAUGCACCCACUAUGGGUAGACCAGUGGUGAUGCAGGAUGCACCUGUUAGACACACUGUCCGACAGAAAUAUUUCCCGGAUAGUGUGGAUCGGGUGCAGCAGUGCAAGGUAGAUCAGAGUAUUCCUACCUUGGAGUCUGUUUUCGCUGGUAACGAGAAAGCAAAUGACGAGACCAAUAAGCUUGCUCAGUUGAUUGGUAAGCAAGCCGGUUGUGAAGUUGAAAUGGAGGCGCAAGUGGAGCAGUCGGAGUGUUCACCACCCAGUGUUGUGCAUGAAUUUCAAACCGCUAGAUUAUUUCUUUCACAUUUCGGUUUGCUUAAUCUAGACAACGAUCCCGAUGGAAAUGGUCCGUCGUUAAUUGCGAUUGACAGCAGCUCCUCGGAAUUCUGUAAGGAUCUCUCCAGUUUGGAUGCGAUGAGUCCACGCACCUGUGAUACAGUUCACGUAUUUUACGUGAAAUCACAGCAGACCAAUGUCCAAGACAUUUUGGCCAAUGCUCUUGUUGAUAAUGCGCAUGCACAGUCGCCGUACUUUACAGAGUUUUUAAAAUCAUUGGGUUGGGUUGUUAAUGUAGCCGUGCAUCCUGGAUGGACAGGACACGUGUCUACUAGUUGGGUGAUUUCGAACGCUGAGAGUGUUCCAGCCACCGGAGUGUAUGAUGGACAAUCACAAGUAUUAUAUUGGGCGGAUGCUUGUUCCGAGAUUGCAUUUGUUAUGCCAUCGAUGCUGAAACCGUUUGUUGAUGCGGAAACGCAGUAUCAAUCAGCUAGUUUAUCUUCUUGGUACGAGAGAAGUUUAUCUGAACAAUCCGGUCGGGAGAAGCGUACAUUAUCAUUAGACUUGGAUAAACAAUCGGUGCCCGUCAGACGUCUUACACAGAGAUCUAGUGUACAUCCCCCUACCAACACGAAAAUAAUGAUUGUUUGGUUGGAAAGUUACGAGGAUCAUUUAAAAGUCCCUAUUGAUGAUUUGUUAAAUAGCAUGCACACUGGUUUAGAGACGGCUCCCACACGUCCAUCGGAUGUGCUUGUUAUAUACUUGCAUUUGAUGACUUCCGGUUUGUUCCGUGUGCACUUGCAAGGUCCUUGCGGGCGCGUUGGAAUGGCAUCACCCUUGGUUGACAGCACAAAUCCAAACACAGGUUUGUUCCGAGGGCAAGGACCAACCGGCAGGGUUGGGUUGGCGUCUCCAUUAAUUGAUGGCAUGAUUGUCAGUCGACGAGCGUUGGGACCACUCGUACGCCAAACCACAUUGAAUAUGUCUCGUCGUCGUCGCUUGGAUUCGGAUAGUUAUCAGCCACCGCAUGUUCGUCGUCGAUUCAAAAUUCAGGACAUUGUUCAAAAAUACAAACGUGAGAUGACACCGCCGGAAUUACUUACAUAUUUAUUCAGCAAUCCUUAGAUAAGUAUUAUUUACACAGCUUUAAUAUAUUUAUUACAAGUA